UGUUGUACUGAGUGUCAGCUAUCAGUUCUUUCAGCCCCCCAUUUUGAGACAGUUUUGUGAUGUUUCAUUUCUUUUAGCCAGAGUGCUACCAGUACUGAUGCUGAUUGUCUUCCUGUGCAAGGCCUGCUGUGCCAUCCCCCAGGCAGUGCCCUGCAGAUGGGCUGUGGAGGGCUGGGCUGGGACAGGGACUGCUGCGUUCCGUCACAGCUCCCCUGCCAUUUCCCUUGUCCCUGCAGGCUCCAGUUUGACUUCUGCCUUCCAGCCAUGAUCAUCUCACCUGCAGGAGAGCAGCAGAUGGCCACAGCACAUCCAUGUCAGGAGCCCGUGAGCUUUGCGCAGGUGGCCGUGUAUUUCAGCAGGGAGGAGUGGGCGCUGCUGGACCCUGCGCAGCGAGCGCUCUACCGGGACGUGAUGCUGGAGACGUACCAGUGCGUGGCCUCGCUGGCUCCACUUCCAGCCCCCAAACCCAUGGUGAUCUCCCUGCUUGAAGGAGGGGAAGACCCCUGGAUCCCAGAUGCGCGUAGUUCUGGGGCCUUGCUAGGAGACCUCAGCCCAGGAACUGGGAUUACAGAUAUACUGGAGGACCUGCACAAAAGUGGUGAGGCUGAAAGGCAGUGGGGUAGUGUCUGUGCGAAAGAAAUCAGAAGGGAUGUCCAAGGAGGCCUGGAGCAAGGUCAGGGUGAGCACAUCAUGAAGCCACUGGGAAAGUGUCUGCGAAAGACAUCAAGGAGCCCACUGGACUUCAACAUAGGUCGCAAAGAGCCCGAAGAGCCCAGGAGCAAGGAGUUGUGCCAGAAAAAAAAGCAGAAUCCAUGCACUGAGUGUGGAAAUUGCUUUAAAAUACAUUCCAGCGUUGUUAAGCACCAGGGCAUACGCUCAGCAAUGAGUCCAUACAAGUGCUCAGACUGUGGGAAGAACUUCAAAAGGAGAUCCCAACUCACCUCCCAACGCAUCCACACAGGUGAGAAACCCUAUAAGAGCUCUGAGUGUGGAAAGAGCUUCAAAAGCAGUUCUGAACUGAAGUACCACGAGUGCUUCCACACAGGGGAGAGACCCUACAAGUGCUCUGAGUGUGGGAAGAGCUUCAGAAGCAGUUCCCACCUCAUCUACCACCAGUACUUCCACACAGGUGAGAAACCAUUUCAUUGCCCUGAGUGUGGGAAGAGCUUCAGAAGCAGUUUUGAACUGAAGCGUCACCAGCACAUCCACACAGGAGUGACCUACAAGUGCUCUGAGUGUGGGACGAGCUUCAAAAGCCGUUCCGAGCUCAUCUACCACCAGCGCAUCCACACAGGAGAGAAACCAUUUCGGUGUCUUGAGUGUGGGAAGAGCUUCAGAAGCAGUUCUGAAUUGAAGCAACACCAGCGCAUCCACACAGGAGAGAGACCCUACAAGUGCUCUGAGUGUGGGAAGAGCUUCAGAAGCAGUUCUGAAUUGAAGCAACACCAGCACAUCCACACAGGAGAGAGACCCUACAAGUGCUCUGAGUGUGAAAAGAGCUUUAAACAUAGAACUAGUCUCAAACCACAAGCACAUCCACAGCGCACACAAGCUUUAGAUGCACCUCAAGAUGCUGGGAAACUUCAUAAGCGGCUCCAGUCCUGUUACCUACCAGCACAACCACACAAGAUACAGUGCCUGCAGAGUCCUGAACAAGGGCAGAGCUUCAGCCGGAGCCCCAGCCUGGUGACCAACUAUGGCUUUGUGUGGUGA
Phasianus colchicus (ring-necked pheasant) is the source of this 1713-nucleotide messenger RNA. NCBI's taxonomy places the organism in Eukaryota, Metazoa, Chordata, Aves, Galliformes, Phasianidae. The record is from RefSeq and is a predicted model, not a curated record.